Messenger RNA from Arachis ipaensis, 2169 nucleotides. RefSeq names its product WAT1-related protein At3g30340-like. NCBI's taxonomy places the organism in Eukaryota, Viridiplantae, Streptophyta, Magnoliopsida, Fabales, Fabaceae. Gene Ontology annotation, molecular function: transmembrane transporter activity. Gene Ontology annotation, cellular component: membrane. The record is from RefSeq and is a predicted model, not a curated record.
AAGAUUAUGAAAUGACUGACAUUUUAUUCCAGCUUUCCAAAUUUUUUGAUGUGGGGGCUGCUUCUCAAUACUGUAUUAAAAGGUAAAACAGAAAAUUAAAGAAAAGCAUUAGAUGCCAAGCACCUUUUUCUAACACACACAGUUUCUACUACAGGAUAGAGAUGCCUGUGAACACUCAAAAAAAGGCUCAAUCAGAUGCAGAAAAGAAAAGGAUAAAAGAAUGUGGACAAUUUAUAUGAAUGAAUAAACAUGAACUGUACUCUAUGCCUAGCUGAGAUGAAAUGUACACAUGAAAACCAAUGGACUAAAAUUUGUUAGGCCAAUAAUAUCAGUGUCAUGACUCAUGAUGAUUUAUACUUUUGAAUCAACCUGGAAUUCAUUUUUACCAUUCCCUGAAAUUGAUUCCAGAAUAAUCUCCAUCUGUGGAACAGGAACAGUUAGGAGUCAAAAGAAAACAUGUGGAGGAGCAUCUUCCACACGCACACACUAAAUAUUUAUUUAAUUACUGUCCAAGAUAGUUUCUUAAAGGUGUUUGAUUUGAUAUGUGCAAUGUGAUCUUGCUUUCUUAUCUCUUAUUAUUCUGAAACAUAUAUAUAAACCUACAAGUUAUGCUUAUAGUUGCAUUGCAAGCUUGCUACCAUAUAGGAACCCUUUUUUUUCCUUCUUCUUUUCUGUGAAAGAGAGGAGAGAAAAGGAGAAGCCCUGAAUUAAUUAUUAUUUUGCAUUGGUGAAAGAAAAUGAAGACUUCUGAGGAAUGGAAACCUUUUAUGGUAAUGAUAGCAAUUGAUUUUUCUUCCACCAUAGUGAACAUUCUUCUAAAGAAAGUUCUUGAGGAAGGGAUGGACCAUUUGGUGUUUAUCACAUACCGUUUGUCAAUUUCAACCAUUUUCCUAGUCCCUAUCAGCUACUUUUGGGAAAGAAACGGAAGACCAAGGCUCACAUUUAGAAUUUUGUGUUACCUUUUCUUCAGUGCCAUUGUUGGGGCAUCAGUCACACAGUACUUCUUCCUUCUUGGGAUCCAAUACACCUCUGCUACCUUUGCUUGUGCCUUUGUCAAUAUGGUACCUGUGAUCACAUUCAUUAUGGCAUUGCCAUUUGGAUUAGAGACUCUGAACAUCAAAUGUAACAGUGGGAAAGCCAAGAUUCUUGGUACACUGGUGUGUGUAGGAGGGGCAUUGUUGUUGACACUUUAUAAAGGAAAGCCCUUGUUUGAUGUUUCUCACUAUGAGUCUGCAGCAGCAUCAACAGGCGUGAGAUCUGCAAUGAAGCAACGUUCUUCUCCACCUACUAGAAUCAUUGAGAAAUGGACCAUUGGUGUAAUAGCUUUGAUUCUGGGAACACUGUUUUGGUCUUCAUGGUUUAUCUUGCAAUCAACUAUAGGGAAGCUCUAUCCAUGCCGGUAUUCUAGCACAGCCAUCAUGACUUUGUUUGGAGCCAUUCAAUCAGCCAUCCUUGCUUUGUCCACUGGCAGAGACUUGUCCAUGUGGAUCCCCAAUGGCAGGAUACAAAUACUCACUGUUCUCUAUUCUGGCAUGGUUGGGUCAGGGUUGUGCUAUGUGGGGAUGUCAUGGUGUGUUAAAAAGAGGGGUCCUGUGUUUACUGCAGCAUUUAGCCCUCUUGUUCAGAUAAUGUCAGCCAUGAUUGAUAUCCCAGUCUUGCAUGAGCAGCUCCAUCUUGGAAGUGUGUUGGGAUCCAUGCUGGUAAUGGUGGGAUUGUAUAUUCUUCUGUGGGGUAAGAGCAAGGAUAAUCAGAAUCGUGUGACAAAUUUAGUAGAAGAAGGUGGAAACAAGGAACAAGUCCCUCCCCCACAAACAACACGACAUGUUGCUAUAACCUGCGAUACACGCUCUAACUGAAACCACCCUCAUCAAUACUUGAAGAUAUUAGAUACGGUUUAGUGGCAAUGUUGUACAAUUUUCAUCCAUGCAUGUGACUUAAUGGAGAAAGCCAUGUCCAAAGUCAUAAAAAAGAGUUGAAGGACACCAAAUAAUAACAUGUUGAACACAUGCAUGUGUAAUGUGUAUCCUAAUUCAUCUUGUCAACUUGUCAUCGUGGUUUCUUUUUUUGUUCGACUCAAACCACUGCAAAGUCGUAACAUUGGAACAAGAAUCAUUCCUCAACUGUAAAAUAAAUUAUAUUUUCAAUAAUGAGUUUUUCAUUUUCAUGUUA